Cladophialophora bantiana CBS 173.52 is the source of this 1266-nucleotide messenger RNA. RefSeq lists its product as uncharacterized. Gene Ontology annotation, molecular function: FAD binding. Bases 1 to 1266 code for a protein of 421 amino acids. The record is from RefSeq and is a predicted model, not a curated record. The transcript is spliced from 4 exons. NCBI's taxonomy places the organism in Eukaryota, Fungi, Ascomycota, Eurotiomycetes, Chaetothyriales, Herpotrichiellaceae.
AUGGCGUCUGGAACACCACAGCUGUUCAAUGUCAUUGUGAUAGGUGCCGGAUCUACCGGUCUGCUCCUGGCACAGGGCCUGAAACAGAAUGGUAUCCCGUGUACCGUGUAUGAGCGAGAAGACCACACCACCUAUCAGAACCGGUCGCGCGAGUGGGGCAUGACCUUGCACUGGGGCGCCGAGUAUCUGUCCAAGUGCAUCCCUCCGGACCUGGUGGCCAGCAUCAACGACAACAUCUGCUGCGACCCGUUCUUCAAGGGCAAAGUCACGUCGCUGCCCAUAUACAAUGGCGCGACCGGUGACAAGCUCUUUGAGAUGGAAGGCAUGGACCCAAGACGGGUAUCACGGAAGAAGCUGAGGAAUUUCUUGAGCCAGGGGAUCGACGUGCAGUAUGGUAAGAGGUUGGCGUCCGUCACGGUCGACACAGAUGCGGGUGAUUCCGUGACGGCGUUCUUCGAAGACGGGACAAGAGCAUCCGGUUCUCUCCUGGUGGGCUGCGACGGAGCUCAUUCGACGGUGCGCAGAUUCCUGGUCGGCGAGGAGCUGGCCAAGGAGGAAAUAAUGGACAUCCAAAUGUUCAACGUCAGCUGCGCGUUCCCCAGAGAGAUCGCCGAGUACUUGCGCUCGAUCCACCCGAUCUUCAAGCACAGCUACCACCCGGACAACUUCACCUGGUGGAACUCGAUCCAGGACGUGACCGACCCGGACAAGCCCGAGACGUGGCUUUUUCAGAACCUGCUCUCGUGGCCGGGGUCCCCAAGGCCAGAAGACCUGCCCGACCAGGCGUCCCGCCUACGGUUCUGGCGCGACAGAAUCUCCCGCUACGCCGAACCGUGGGCCACCAUCGGCAAGCACCUGCCGGAGGACCUGGUCUUCCCGACAGACCGCACCGUCGUGUGGAAGCCCGACAUGGACUGGUCGUCGUCGCCGCUCUGGCCGAGGGUGACGCUCGCGGGCGACGCCGCGCACGCGAUCCCGCCGUUCCGGGGCCAGGGGCUGAACAACGCGCUGCAGGACGCGGCGAAGCUGAUCGACGAGCUCAGCGCGGUCCCCGCCGGGAGCAAGACUCUGAGCGAAGCGGUCAGCGAGUACGAAAAGGAGAUGAAAGAACGCGCGCUGUUGGAGAUGAAGGUCUCCGUCCUCCAGGCCGAGACGGUGCAUAAUUGGGCCAGGCUGAUGGAGGCGCCCUUCAUCAAGCACGGGAUGAACAAGUAUAAGGAGGAAAAGCAAGAACAGGAGGAGAAGACGGAACAGGAGGCGAACUAA